AAACCAGGCUUCUUAUACCUGAUGUUGGUCAUUUUGUUAGAAAUUCUAUGGCUCUUGUGAGGAGCAUCAUCAGUCCAUUUGGGAGAUUUUCAUUUACACUCCAAAUGUAUAAGCUUACAGAGACUUAGAUAUAUUAUAGGCGUUUUUUUGGUUGUUGUUUUUUGUUUGUUUGUUUGUUUUUUUAUGGAUGAUAAUAGUCAAAGAAGAGAUAGUUACUACAGUCAUCCUGGUUGUGUACUCACAUCUGAAGGUUUGGAGCUAAGCACUUCCUAUGAGAGAACAUGGAAUGUCUAUCUUUCUAGGUCCAGGUUACCUCAUUCAAUAUGGUCUUUCCUAGGUCCAUCCAUUUACUUGGAAAGCUCAUUAUUUCAAUUUCUUUACAUGAAUAGUAUUCCAUAAUGUGUAUGUACCACACUUUCACUCUCCAAUUGUCAGAUGAAGAACAUUUAGGUUGUUUCCAUUUUGUAGGUGUUGUUAGAGCAACAAUGAACAUGGCUGAGCAAGUAUCUGUGGAGCAGGAUAUUGAGUCCUUUAGGCAUAUACCAAGGAAAGGAACAGCUGAGUCAUGUGCUGAAUUUAUUUAAUUUGAGAUUUUGUUUAUUUAAAUGAGGGUUCUCUAUUUUUAUUUUUAGUGUGGCUAAGUGUUUUUUGGCGUUUUUAUUUGCUAUGGUUUCAUUUUUAUGUUGUUGCUGGUUGGACUAUUGGUACUAUUUUUCUUCCCUCUUUUUGAGAAAUAGUGGUUUGCUGUCUUACCCAUAGAUGAUUACUUCACAGUUCUUCUGUAUUUCUCUAUUUUUCAUUUGAAAUUUAUUAUUUCCCAUGUUCUCACGAAUGAUUCCUCUGACUCUCCUGGAUAUAUUUUGCCUCUAAUUUAUUAUCUGCAGGGCUGUUUUUAGUGAAAUGAAUUGUGUUAAUUGGUGACUAUCUUGAAAUGUACUUACAUCUCCUUCAAUUUUAAGAGAAUAGUUUUCUUUGUGCAACAAGUUCCUUGAUGGUGAUUUUCUCCUCAAGCUUCAGAUGUCUUUCCAUGCUCUCCCGGCUUUGUAAUCAUUGACUGGACACCUGAUAGAAUUCUGUUUCUUGGGUCUUUUAUGUGGUUGGACAUUGUUCUCUAACAGCUUUCUGUAUUAAUGUUAACUUUUCUGUUUUGACCCCUUGAUUUGAGAGGGAAGCGACCAUCUAUUCAUUGUUCCUGAAAGAGAAAGCCAAAGAAGAGAAACAGUUAGAAAUGGUUGAUUCUCCAGUAAUCACGUCUCAGGGUCUGUUGACAUUCAGAGAUGUGGCUGUGGACUUUCCCCAGGAGGAGUGGGAACGCCUGGACUCUGCUCAGAGGGCUUUGUACAUUGAUGUGAUGUUGGAGAAUUACAACAACCUGGUCUUUGUGGAGAAUUAUUACAGAUGUAAUCCUGUCCGUCAACUUGUGAAGACGGAAAAGGAGUCUUGUCAAUGUAAUGACCUUGGGAAAGUGCUUUAUGACCCCUCCACAUGUGCACUUUAUAGAACAAGUCAAACUACAGAAAACUCUAAUAACUACACAUGUAGUAACAACAAGAAUGCCUCUACUGACUCAUCAAACCUAGAUAGACAUGAAAACAUGCACACUGGAGAAGAACUUUGCAAAUCUAAAGACCAUGGGAAAACUUUAAAUUUGUGUUCCAUCAUUUCUCAAGAUCAAAGAUUCUACACUGCAAAGAAGGAGCACAGGCAGGGAGAAUAUGAUGACUAUUUUGCCUCUGCAUAUAGUCUUUUGCAACAAGCAAUUCGAGAGACACCACACCAAUGUGGGAAAUGCGGAAAAUGCUUUAGGACUGCCUCAUACCUCACUGAACAUGAGAGAAUUCAUACUGGAAUUAAACCCUACAAGUGCAAUGUUUGUGAAACAUCCUUUACCCUGCUUUCAAGUCUUGAUAUACAUCUAAGACUUCAUACUGGGGAGAAACCUUACAAAUGCAAAGAAUGUGGAGAGUCAUUUCAUCAGUUGUCAGCAUUUCAUAGCCAUCUGAAGUUGCAUAAUGGAGAGAAACCUUACAAAUAUAAGGAAUGUGGCAAAUCCCUUACCCACUCUUCCACUCUCAAGAAACAUCAGAAAAAGCGUGUUGUUAGGAGAAAUUAUAUUUGUCAAGAAUGUGGCAAAGUCUCUCAUAGUCCUUCACACUUUAAGGAUCAUUCCAGAGUCCAUACUGGAGAGAAGCCUUUCAAAUGCAAUGAGUGUGACAGAGCCUUUCCCCACUAUUCAUCAUUGAGUAGACAUAGGAAAACUCAUAAUCCAGAGCAAAUGCACAAAUGUAAAGAAUGUGGUAAGUCCUUUCUUGAAUUAUCAUAUCUUAAAACUCAUUACAGAAUCCAUACUGGUGAAAAGCCUUUCAAAUGUAAGGUAUGUGACAAAUCCUUUACCUACCACUCAGCCCUUAAAACACACCAGAAAGUUCACACUGGGGAGAAGCCUUACAAAUGUAAGGAAUGUGAUAAGUCUUAUACUAGAUUCUCAUCUCUAAGAGCACAUCAGAAAAUUCAUACUGUAGAGAAACCUUACAAAUGCAAAGACUGUAACAUGUCCUUUACUGAUCUUGCAAGUCUUAUAAAACAUCAAGGAGUUCAUACUGGAGAGAGACCUUACAAAUGUAAGGAAUGUGACAAAUCCUUUACCAGUUUCACAGUUCUUAAAAGACAUCAGAUAGUUCAUACUGGGGAGAAACCUUACAAAUGUCUGGAAUGUGAAAAGUCCUUUACUCAGGAGUCAAAUCUUAGAAGACAUCAGAGAGUUCAUACUGGAGAGAGACCUUUAAGUUGUAAAGAAUGUGACAAAUCUUUUACAAGGUGCUCCUACCUCAGAGCACAUCAGAAAAUCCAUAAUGGGGAGAAACCAUACAAAUGCAAUGACUGAUAAUCCUUUAUCCUAAUUUUGAGUAUUAGAAGACAUUAGAAAAUUCAUACUGGGCAGAAACAUACUGUAGCUAGAGUUUUCCUGCCUGGCCCACAGUCAGGACAAAUCUCUCUCACCUGCCAGUCCCACGGCCGCUCAGACCCGACCAAGUAAACACAGAGACUUAUAUUGGUUACAAACUGUAUGGCCGUGGCAGGCUUCUUGCUAACUGUUCUUACAGCUUAAAUUAAUCCAUUUCUAUUAGUCUGUACCUUGCCACAUGGCUCGUGGCUUACUGGCUUCUUCACAUGCUGUUUCUCAUCGUGGUGGCUGGCAGUGUCUCUCUUACUCAGCCUUCCACUCCAGCUUUAUUCUACUCCUUGUCCUGCCUAUACUUCCUGCCUGGCCACUGGCCAAUCAGUGAUUUAUUUAUUGACCAAUCAGCAACACACUUGACAUACAGGCCAUCCCACAGCAACAUACCAUUGUAAAUAAUGUGACAUAGCAUUUUCCAGUUCUCUGCUUUCAGAUCACAGCACUACACAAAAUAGAAACAUAAACUUUUGAAAAUCUUUAAUGAAGGUUUACAUUUAAAAAAAAAUAUCCUAGAGUUUAUAAUAAAUAAAAUUCUGCAAAUAUGAGUGGGAAAAGCUUUUUUAUUUCUUUCAAUGUAUAUACGUGCUUUGCCUGUAAGUAUAUCCAUGCACUACAUGUAUGCCUAGCAUGGGCAGAGGACAGAAGGGGUCAUCAGAUCCCCUGAUGUGUAGUUACAGACCAUUGUUAACUGCCGCACUUGAGUUGGGAAGUGAACCUUGGGCCUCUGGAAGGGCAAACAGUGGUUUUACACAAUAAACCAUGUCUCCACCCCUGGUCAAAAAUGUAAUAAAAACAUUUAUCUUGUUCAACAUCCGAAAAUUCAUAAUAUGGCAGGUGUGGUGGUACACUUCUUUA
This is a messenger RNA of Peromyscus eremicus (cactus mouse), 3814 nucleotides long. RefSeq names its product zinc finger protein 54-like. The transcript has 3 exons. Gene Ontology annotation, cellular component: nucleus. The coding region runs from base 1229 to 2884 and encodes 551 amino acids. Lineage: Eukaryota; Metazoa; Chordata; Mammalia; Rodentia; Cricetidae. Gene Ontology annotation, molecular function: RNA polymerase II cis-regulatory region sequence-specific DNA binding; DNA-binding transcription activator activity, RNA polymerase II-specific. Gene Ontology annotation, biological process: regulation of transcription by RNA polymerase II. The record is from RefSeq and is a predicted model, not a curated record.